GAGAGCAGCGGCGACCGUUGCCGUGACAACUGCCGUUAUGGUUCUGGAAGGCGCUCGCAAAGGGAAGCUGCCUCUCCUCAUGUCCUACUCCUCCAGCCCGAGGCGCGCGGGGCUGCCCCGGACGGUUCUGCGCUGGCUGCAGAGCCUCGACCUCAGCUUCUCGCCUACGCAUUUCCGUAGGGAUUUUUCAAAUGGCUAUCUCAUUGCUGAGAUAUUCUCUUGGUAUUACCCAGAAGACAUUCAAAUGCGUUCCUUUGAAAAUGGCACAUCCUUACCUGUGAAACUCAGCAACUGGUCACAGCUUGGAAAGUUCUUUGCAAAAAGAAAUCUGCAUCCCAUCCGAGAGCUAAUUGAUGGAACAAUUCAUUGUAAACCAGGAGCUGCAGAAAUAUUUCUACAAGACAUUUAUACGAUGCUGACAAACAGGCGGAUAAAACAUAUUCAGGAUGAAGAGACAGACUUUACAGACAGUACUUAUCAGAAUAAGUUACCAAUGGUUGCAAGAUCAACUGCUUCAAGGGCUAUUAAGUCCAACAUUAGGCUAACAGAAAUAAUGGUGGAGCCCAAUAUUCAAAAAAACAGACAAAAAGUAAAUGCCAUUAUCCAUAUGCAUAUGCGGCGACGGCAGCUUGAGAGGGAGCAAGUUCCAGAACGGUUUGGUAUUAAAAAAACACUGGGGGAGCGUGCAAUUCGUCGUCCUUCCAUGAUACCUUCCUGGAGUACCACAAAGAUUCAGAAGGAGAAAGCUAUUCCGGUGGCAAGUGUAGCAUCCACAGAAAUCAGAGGCAAAAUGGGUGUUCAUUUCAAAACCAUCCAAGUGAAACAAGCUGAGAUGCCCUUUAGAUGUGAAUUAAAUUCUGGCACCUUAAACCAUCUUAAAGAAUUGUAACUGGAGACGUUUGAGAGAGCUCUUUUUGAACACAACAGAAGUCUUAUUACCAAGUUUUGCUACCAUAUUGGAGAACAUGUGCCUUACUGCUAUGCUCAAUAAAGCAUUUAUGCUGAAGUAAAUACAAACUAGGAAGCUGGUAGUUGCACAGACAUAAGCUACAUGAAAAGCAGAUUAUCAAUGCUUUUUACACUUUAUUGGAUUCUCAAAAGUGACUUCUUCACAGGCUGGUGUAUUUACCCUUGUAUUCAUAGGUAAUGUUGCAAGUUUAAUAAAACCUGAUUAUUAGAGCAAGCUGGGUUUAUAUUUUCAAACAUUUUUCCAAGCAUUAAAAAUAAAACAAUCUAAAAUGUUUUAUUUUGGUGAAAUCUACUUUUGAGCAAAGUUUGGUAGAAAGCAAUGUCAUAUAUAAUUAAAUGUUAAAAUCAGCCAACCUCACUAACUGUAAGGGAUUUCUCCCAAUAGCAUUUUAAGUACUUAACAUAUUUUUGCACUCUAAUUUUGGUGUGUCUCCUUAGAUCACCUAGAUUUUGUUCUAAUGUAAAAGUUUCCUUCUGCGUGGUCUUUCUGACUUCAGUAAUGAAAACAUUUUCUGUUUAUUCAUAUGGAUACUGAAUUUCUGUGAGCAGAAACCCUUUUCAUGGGAUACCCCUCUGGGAGGAUGUAGAGACUGCUUUUUUGCUGAGUUUGCCUCACCCUUACAGCCCCCUGAAAAGCUUCAAGGAGUUUGAGAGACUCUUGAAUAAUAUGAGAGGUUGCAUGGGGACUUAUAGCAGAAAGGGGAAACUGGUUGAAAUAGCCUCCCUGCACUUUUCAGUAAGAACUUCUGUUGGAUCUCAGACUCUUCUGUCAAAAGCCUAUAUUUGCAGAAAAGCCAUUCAGUCCAACCCAGUGAUAACUAAAUGUAUCUCAUAUGCAUGUAUUAUCUAUAUUAAGAAGAUCUAAUGCAUUGUGCUCCUAACUUCAUCAUUCAGACAGGACAGGACAGAAGUAGAAAAAAAGUAAAACUUAACUAUUAUUUUGACAAAAUACUAUCUAUUCUUGAUGUGAAUAAGAUGUCUGUUUUUUAGUUUUUGGUUCCACAUUUUUAGGACACUGACAAACUGGAGUUUAUUCUGAGCUGGCUGGCCCGGAUGGUGAGGGGUAUGGAAAACAAGUCAUUUCUGGAGCAGCUGAGUUAGCUGUGUGUGCCCACACACUUUAAAGCUUUGGUUUUCCUGGCCUCUUUCAUUGCAAAAUCAUGAAUUAUCUCUUAUAUCUUUAGUCUACAAGCUUGGACAUUUCAACAAACAUGAAAGAUAGGAGUUCUGCUAAGUUAUAGCUAUUUUUUGUAAACAACAUACUGAAUAUAGUAGUGUUAAUGACAUGGCCAUAUGCAUCUGACAGUUUUUCUUAAUCAGGUACUCACUAGUUUAAGGCAGAGUUCUAUCACAAACCAAUAAAUGUAGGUUACAAAUUCAGGUUGGUUCCACAAUUAAAGCUGGUUGGGAGCUCUUGCACAACAGACCAACUUUCCCCCCAGAAUCAGACUUUAGUGAUGGGGAAAUAUACGUACUAGACAGUGUACAAUAAUGUUUGUGUGACACAAUGUCUAACCUCCCUGUGAACAAAUAA
Molecule: messenger RNA, 2503 nt
Organism: Zootoca vivipara (common lizard)
Lineage: Eukaryota; Metazoa; Chordata; Lepidosauria; Squamata; Lacertidae
Gene: SPATA4
Product: spermatogenesis associated 4
Biological process (GO): regulation of cytoskeleton organization
Cellular component (GO): axoneme
Molecular function (GO): microtubule binding
Source: RefSeq, a predicted model, not a curated record